AGAGCAUAGAGUGAGUGGUUUAAAGAAAAAAAAAAAUAGGGUUAACUGGGUGACAUAGUUGAAGUGAGAAAGAUUCAUCUGGAGGCAGCAGGAGUGUGGGUGUGGCAAUGGCGGAGGAGCAUCCCGAUUUCAGGAUUUACAAUUCUCUGACUCAGCAAAAGGAGAUCUUCAAAACCAAAGUCCCUGGCAAGGUUUCCAUGUAUGUUUGCGGAGUCACUGCUUAUGACUUCAGCCAUCUCGGUCACGCUCGUGCUGCCGUUUCCUUCGAUAUCCUCUUCAGGUAUCUUAAGCAUUUGGGCUACGAGGUAACGUAUGUGCGGAAUUUCACUGAUGUUGAUGACAAGAUAAUUAAGCGAGCAAAUGAGACUGGUGAGGAUCCAUUGAUGUUGAGCAACCGUUUUUGUGAUGAAUAUAAUGCUGAUAUGGCUGAUCUUCAGUGUGAGAAACCAUCUAAGGAACCUCGUGUUUCUGAGCACCUUGGCGAGAUAAAGGACAUGAUAACCAAGAUUAUCAACAAUGACUAUGCAUACGAAGUUGAUGGUGAUGUUUUCUAUGCUGUUGAUAAAUGCCCAAAUUAUGGCAUGCUAUCUGGACAAAGGUUAGAACAUAAUAGAGCUGGAGAACGAGUAGCUGUGGACUCAAGAAAGCGGCACCCAGCUGAUUUUGCAUUGUGGAAGGCUGCUAAACCAGGUGAGCCUAGCUGGGAUAGCCCUUGGGGUCCUGGAAGACCUGGGUGGCACAUUGAGUGCAGUGCAAUGAGUGCUUGUUAUUUAACUCAUAAAUUUGAUAUCCACGGUGGUGGAAUUGAUUUAAUCUUUCCUCAUCAUGAAAAUGAGAUUGCACAGAGCUGGGCUGCAGACCAUGAGAGCCAUGUCAGUUAUUGGAUGCAUAAUGGGCAUGUCACUAAUAACAAUGAAAAGAUGUCAAAAUCCUUAGGCAAUUUUUUCACCAUUCGCCAGAUCACUGAGCGUUACCAUUCACUUGCUUUGAGACACUUUUUGAUCAGUGCCCAUUACAGAUCUCCACUAAAUUACUCAAUCGGACAGCUGGAGAGCUCAUCAGAUGCUAUUUACUAUAUAUUUCAGACUCUUCAAGAUUGUAAAGAUGCUUUAUCACCAUUUCUUCAAGGAGGAACCGAGAAGAAUGAAAAUGUACCUCAAAUUAAUGAGGCUGCCAAGGAAUGUAUUAAGAAAUUGAAUGUUGAGUUUCAAACAAAAAUGUCAGAUGACUUGCAGACGCCAGUGAUACUAACUGGUGCUCUUCAAGAGGCUUUGAAAUUUUUGAACAGUUCUUUGAAGAUGUUGAAGAAAAAAAUGCAGAAAAGAGCACAGGUUCAAUUGGUUCAAUCCUUACUGGAAAUUGAGAAAGAAGUUGGAAAGGUUUUGGACGUACUAGGAUUAUUGUCUUCCAAAUCGUAUGCUGAGGUUCUGCAGCAGUUGAAAGAUAAGGCAUUGAAGAGAGCAGGUCUGGCAGAAGAUGAAGUGCUGCAUCUGAUAGAAGAAAGAACUCAAGCUAGGAUUAAUAAGGAUUUCCCCAAAAGCGAUAAGAUUAGGACUGAUUUGACUGCAAAGGGCAUUGCACUUAUGGAUGUGGGCAACGAAACAAUUUGGAGACCAUGCAUCCCGAGUGAAACACUUGUUGCAGAAGUUGUUCAGAAAGACCAGAAGGCACCUACAGUUGAAGAAAAGCAGUCGACACCUCCAGUGAAUCAAAAAGUGCAAUAAUACCUGGGGAUCGAGAAGGGAAUGGCCCACAACAUGAAGGUGGGUUAAUGUCCCUCCUUAGCUAUGAUUAAUACAGAAAUGUUAUAAUUUAUCAAUACUACCCAAGGGUUGAAGAUUGUAUAUCAGUUCAAGGUUAUGUUUGACGAAACCUAGGUAUCUAGGGCGCAAAUCAUUUUACACUUUUCUCGUGUUAGUCUUUCACAGUCGUAUCUCUGGAUUAGUUUAACUGGUUUGACAAUUACAUCUACAGUGUCUCAUACCGAUAUGUUUUUUUGAUACUCAGAUAGUGUUUUUAGCUCUUGCUAUGUACUACAGAAAGGCCGAAUAUUUAUUCAAGAAUCUAGAGUCUGAUUAUAUCUUAUCUGGUGUUAUUGAUGGACGCAA
Molecule: messenger RNA, 2108 nt
Organism: Cajanus cajan (pigeon pea)
Lineage: Eukaryota; Viridiplantae; Streptophyta; Magnoliopsida; Fabales; Fabaceae
Product: Cysteinyl-tRNA synthetase, class Ia family protein
Biological process (GO): cysteinyl-tRNA aminoacylation
Cellular component (GO): cytoplasm
Molecular function (GO): cysteine-tRNA ligase activity; ATP binding
Source: RefSeq, a predicted model, not a curated record